UCGGGCACAAUUCAGUCGACUUUAGAGCGUUCAUCGAGCACAUUUACGUUACAAAAGAUUGUCUUAAAUGUGUAUUUUAUUAAAAUCACUUUUGAGGACCGCAUUAGCUUGGCAAAUCUAAUGUCAACAAAAUCGGAUUUCAAAACCGGGGAGCCAUUCAAUUGAAUUACCCACAGACACACACACACACACACACACACACAACAUUAAAAGUGAGAUUGUUAUAAACAUAAAUUGACGCUAUAAAAGACAAGCACAUGGAGCCGAGUGAUAGCAGUUUUCAGCCCGACAUGACCGCGGACGAUUCAAAAUCCGAGUCUGAGUCUGAGUCCGAGACGACUCAUAAAAUCGAGCUGACAGGCAUAGGUAAUCGUAAAGAUACGGAUUCAAUUAAUGGCAGUAACCACGAAGAAGGAGAGCCAAAGUCUGGAGAAGCUAACAAGGCGGAAGAGAGUCGAUUGAAAGAGCGCGAGGAUAGGCCGCUCGUUCUGGAAGAAAGGCACUCACUUUCUAUAGCGGAAACAAAGAAGCGUCGAGCCAGCGUCUACUCCAACGAGAAUCUGUUUAUACCCAAGGAGCUGGCGCGCGGUGAACUGCAUCUGCGUAGACAGCACUCGGCCGUGAAUUUGCUGGAUCAAAUCAGCCGAAACAGUGACUAUUGCAUACGAAUGCUCAAGUUUCCCGUUGGAUCGGGCCGUGCUCGCUUUGUGGCCCAGCAAAUGAAAAGGCGAAAAACAAGAAAAUCAAAGGCAUUGCCAAGGCUACUGCCAGAUGUGCUCAAUCUGGACGAGAACCGGGCUGCCAAGCUAGUUGAUCCGGCUAAGGAAGAGUUGUGCAUCAAGCGCGAAUCAAAUGAUGAGAUUUUACCACUAAACAUGCCCAACCUGGAUGCGGAUAGAAAUCAACUGCACAGCGAUGACGAGUGCUGCGUCAUACUGGAGGAUAUUGUCAACGGUUCCCUGCCCGAGUCUGAGGAGGAUGGAACGGAAGAGUUGAUUCAGCGCGUUUCCAGGCGUCAACUGAAGCGAGCCGCUCGCUCAGAGUUGGAACCCACAAGGGAAGAUCAGAUGCUGGCCGAAAAACAGGAGCUGACACAAUUGCCAGUCUUUCGUUGGCAUAAUCCACACUACAGUGAUCAGGAUAUUAAAAUGGGCAUAAGGGAGGACCUGGAGCGUAUAAGCUUAUCGGUCAGUGAGGUGGCAGCCACAGCAGAUGCAGUCGGAGAGCCGCAGUUGCGACGGGUGGAGGAGGAGCAGUUGGCGCAGCAGGAGGAGCCAGUAUCAAGCGGGCUGGGAGCACCCACGCCUAUGCUGGAAACGGAUCAGCAAUUGCUGUCACAACGCCCUGUGGGAGGAGAGGAACAGCUGGAAACUAGCGAGCCCGUGGGAGAGGUUCGUCACGCACGACAACAACAACAGCAGCCAGUUCAAAGUUUGCAACAUGUUGCAAAUAUGCCAUGUUCAAUGCCAGCUGAAAGAGGGACCACAUUAAGCUCAUUAUCAUCAAUCGAGGAACAGCGCACAGACUUGCAACAACAGUUCAUGCAACGCAUUAUCCUGCCGCGAUUUUACGGCGCCGAUUUAGGCGCCAGCAACCAUGCCAUCAAUUUGUUAAAUGAUAACAUACAACAGCAUUUUAUGGAGUCGCUGAUGCCAAGCGAAUUGUUGCAGCAAUGGUCAAAACAGCAUUUUGAGAAAUACGCCUACUCGCGGCCAGCCACACAGCAGCAAUUGCCGCUGUUGUUGCCACAGCAACCAGCUCAGACCCUGCGCCAACAGCAGCAGCAACAAUCUUACCUUCAGGAGCAGCACUUGGAGGCGGGGCAGAAGGAACUGCAUCAGCUUAAUGCACAGUAUCAGCAAUUGAAGUGCCAGCAGGAUGAGCAGCUCAAGAAUAUAAACAAAACCCUGAAGGAGAUUUAUGCCAAUCGGCUGCUUUGUGAGCGACAACAUGCUGAAUAUCACAGAAGUUUCAUGCACAAAAUGGUUGAGAGCAAAAAGCAGGAAGAAAACCUACAGGCACACAAGAAUCAGCUGAAAAGACAGCUGCAGGCGGAGCUAAGCAGCCUGGAACAACGUAUUUCGGAAAAAGAACGCCAAUUGCAGGAUCGUACGAGAACAUGGCAACAUUGUCAACAGCAGCAGCAACAGUUGCAACAACAACAGCAGCAAUUGCGAUUGCAGGAGCAGCCCGUGUAUCCGCCACGUUUGCAAUGCUUUCAGGAUGCUUUUUCGCCGUGCAUUGAAACACGUUUGCCGCCCACCUCACAGUUGGAGACACAGCGUAGACUUAUGCCAGCGCCGCCGCCAGCAACAUAUUGCGUGGACAACAUGCAACCGCCAGUGGCAGCAACAGGCAACAGCAGCAGCGAUGGCAUUAUGCGACGUCGACAUACCAUCGAUUACAGAGCUGGCAAUAUUCUCUCGAAUGCUCGAUCAUAUCAGGAGCAGCAUCUGAUGCAGUCCCACUUGGCUGCUCACACGGAUGCCCUGUCAUAUCCACAAGGGGCAAACUUUUCCAGCUUUGCCCCUGCAACAGCAACAAACAAUAUUCUAGCUGCCCAGCGUUUUACACGGUCUGAAACGCCAAUCUCUAAUGCCAGGCACCAGGUGAAUCAGGCAAUCGAACAAACUGCGAUUACCGCCUUUAUAAGCAACUAUGUCUCAAAUUAUUUCAACGAUAUGGAGUGA
This is a messenger RNA of Drosophila virilis, 2690 nucleotides long. The record is from RefSeq and is a predicted model, not a curated record. Lineage: Eukaryota; Metazoa; Arthropoda; Insecta; Diptera; Drosophilidae.